Messenger RNA from Melitaea cinxia (Glanville fritillary), 1353 nucleotides. RefSeq names its product dentin sialophosphoprotein-like. The transcript has a single exon. NCBI's taxonomy places the organism in Eukaryota, Metazoa, Arthropoda, Insecta, Lepidoptera, Nymphalidae. The record is from RefSeq and is a predicted model, not a curated record. The coding region runs from base 1 to 1353 and encodes 450 amino acids.
AUGCUGCAUGAGUGUCUUGAAUUACAAUUAGUAGCUUUGGAGGCUAAGAAGGAAUUCGAAAAACUAAUGAAAUUGGCAGACGCAAUAAAACAGUCAUGCCUAAAAAAUAAACACAAAAAUUCUGUUAAAAGUGCAGCAGUUAAUGUGAAUCAAGAAGAAGUUCGAGCUUCUUGCAGCGAUAACCAUAAACACAGACGAGAUAGCAAUGAGUCCAUUUCUUCGACUGAUAGUAUCAAUGAUAGUGUACUGAUAACAAACAAGUAUGAUAAAGUGAUUGUAUCUGAUGAAGCACGUGCCUUAUUAAAAACCAACCACCAUAAUAAUCCUGACAAUAAUCGAAAAAAAAGGACCUUAUCACAAACAACCGAACAUAAGUCCGACAGUCUAUACAACAAAAAAGCGCACACAUUUUCAAUCUCAACCGAAAAUUCUGAUAUAUCUGGCAGUUCAAGCAACAAUAAGGUACUCGUCUUGUCAAACAUAACUGAUCAUUCCAAUAAGUUCCGAAGUCCAACCACCAAAAAGGUGCUUACUUUAUCAAAAGUACAAGACCAUUUUGAUAAAUCUGGUAGUCAAAGCAACAAAAAGGUGCUUGUCUUAUCAAACACAAACAACCAUUCCAAUAAGUCAUUUAGUCUAAGCAAAAAGCUGGAUGUCUCCUCAUCAAACAAAAUAGAUCAUAGCGAUAAGUCCACCGGUACAAGCAAAAAGAUUGCGCUCGCCUUAUCAAACACAACCUAUCAGUCCGAUAACUCCGCUGCACCAAGAAAAAAGAUGGUACUUGCAUCAUCAAAUUCAAAAGAUUAUUCCCAUAAAUCUGCCGGUCCAAGCAAAGAGAAGGCGGUCGCCUCAUCAAACACAACCGAGAACUCCGAUAAAUCCACCGGUCCAAGUAAAAAGAAGGCGGUCGCGUCAUCAAGCAUAACCGACUACUCCGAUAAAUCCGCCAGUCAAAGCAAAAUAAUGGCAAACACAAUUGACUGUUCCGAUAAUUCUGCCAGUCUAAGCAAAAAGAAAAGGUUCACCUCGUCAAACAUAACAGACCAUUCCAACGAAUACAACGAAUCAAUCGAUGGAGAAAAUACAAUAGAAGAUAAUACAUCACAAUCUAAUGAAAAGAUCCUAACCCUAGUCGCCACGCCCGAUGGUACAAGCGAUAAGAUGGCACUUGACUCAUCAAACGCAACCGAAGUUUUAGACGAAUCAAGUGACAAAGAGAAUAAAACAAAUGAUAAUACGUCACAAUCGAAUGAAAAGAUCCCACCAGUCUCUGCGCCAGUAGCGCAAGAGGAGGAAAGAGAAGACGACCUUGUGAGUAUUUUGUAUCACUUGCGAACGACCGCUCAGGUGUAG